AUGGAGGUGGAUGUUGUAGAUUCACUUCUUGCUCAAAAUAAGCUCUUAUAUCAACAAAUGAGUCUCAUCACUCAGCAAUUGAGUGGCAUGCAAUGUCCAAUUGCUAAUGUUUAUAGUGCUCCUCUAGAUGCUCCUUAUGAUAUAAGCGGCAGCUCCCCUCUAGAACUCUCCAAAAGCCAACAAAGUUUUAUACAGGAAACCAGAGCCUCACUUAGGAAUCUGGAGAUACAAAUGGAUCAGUUGAGCAAGCGAACACCUGAGAGACCUUCUGACAACCAUCAUCGUGACACGGUUUCCAACUCCAGAGAAGAAUGCCAGGCCGUUCAAUUGAGAAGUGGUAAGAUCGCGGGGUCAGGAACCAAGAGUGGUGAGAAGCAGGUUAAAAAAGAGACAUCGGAGAAGGAAAUUGCAAAGACAGAGUGUGCCAGGAAGGGCGAGGCCCUUGAGCAAAUACCUCUUUAUGCCAAGUUUAUCAAGGAGUUGUUGAGUAACAAGAGGGAUUGUAAAGUGAUUGAGACCGUGGUAUUGACUAAGAAAUGCAGUGCAAUCAUCCAAAAAAAUCUCCCAGAAAAGCUGCAAGAUCCUGGGAGCUUUCUAAUUCCCUGUACCAAUGGAGACACCACUAUUCAGAAAGCCCUGUGUGAUCGUGGAGCUAGCAUCAACCUCAUGCCUAUUUCAUUUAUGAAAAUGCUCCAAAUUGAUGAGGUAAAAUCUACCCAUAUUUCUCUUCAACCUGCCGACCGUUCUGAUAAGUAUCCUCUUAGAGUUGUUGAGAAUCUUCUUGUGAAAGUAGGACCCUUUACCUUUCCUGUUGAUUUUAUGAUAUUGGAAAUGGAAGAGGACAAAAAUGCCUCUAUUAUUCUUGGGAGACCCUUUUUAGCUACAUGA
Arachis stenosperma is the source of this 888-nucleotide messenger RNA. RefSeq lists its product as uncharacterized. The transcript is spliced from 3 exons. Bases 1 to 888 code for a protein of 295 amino acids. The record is from RefSeq and is a predicted model, not a curated record. Lineage: Eukaryota; Viridiplantae; Streptophyta; Magnoliopsida; Fabales; Fabaceae.